Messenger RNA from Periophthalmus magnuspinnatus, 7621 nucleotides. It is a transcript of the gene tsc1b, whose product is annotated as TSC complex subunit 1b. The record is from RefSeq and is a predicted model, not a curated record. The coding region runs from base 170 to 3925 and encodes 1251 amino acids. Gene Ontology annotation, biological process: negative regulation of TOR signaling; negative regulation of cell population proliferation; regulation of cell cycle. Gene Ontology annotation, cellular component: TSC1-TSC2 complex. The transcript has 23 exons. Lineage: Eukaryota; Metazoa; Chordata; Actinopteri; Gobiiformes; Gobiidae.
UGAAGGGAUUAGUUUCAGGCUCACGGCGGAGGCACACAGCGGUGGGAUGGGUUGUGCGGUGUUCAAGAUGGCGGCGCCCUGUGGAGUGCAGCUACUCUAACAGUGGUGCGUGCAGACUGUAGCGUGGGCGGGGCUGCCGGGUGGACCCCCCUCACAGAGCACUGGCACCAUGUCCCGGGAGCAGCCCAGUGUGGGCGACCUGCUGCCCCACCUGGAGACCUCCGACCUGCAGCAGCUGGACCAGAUCCGAGGCCUUAUCAACGAGCAGCUUAGCACCGAGCGAGGGUCCAUGCUGCUCAAUGGGUUAGUGGACUACUAUCUGGAAACCAACUCGACCCAGGCCUUGCAUAUCCUGUGCUCUGUGCGAGAGCCCCAUGACAAGCACCUUUUGGACAAGAUGAACGAGUGCAUGACCAAACAGGCCUGUCGGCUGCCCACCCUCACCCUCCUGGGCCACGUCAUCCGUAGACAGCCGUCCUGGAUCCACAAGAUUGCCCGCUACCCCCUGCUCCUGUCGCUGCUCAAAUGCCUCAAGACGGACACAGACGUGGUGGUGCUGAUCACUGGGGUGCUGGUGCUGAUCACCCUACUCCCCAUGAUCCCUCAGGCUGGCAAGCAGCACCUCUGGGAGUACUUUGACAUCUUUGGACGCUUGGCCUCCUGGAACCUCAAGAACCCUGGCCAUGUUUCGGAGGUGUACCUGAUCCAUCUCCAUGCCAGCGUCUACUCCCUGUUCCACCGACUCUACGGCAUGUAUCCCUGCAACUUUGUGUCCUACCUGCGCUCGCACUACAGCAUGAAGGAGAACAUGGAGACCUUUGAAGAGGUGGUCAAGCCAAUGCUUGAACAUGUUCGUAUUCACCCAGAAUUAGUGACCGGAACUAAGGACCAUGAAUUAGAUCCGACAAGGUGGAAAAAGUAUGAAAUCCACGACAUAGUAAUUGAAUGUGCCAAAGUGUCCCUGGACCCAAAGGAGGCAUCGUGUGAGGAGGGCUAUGCCACCAUGCCCGAGAACUUCUAUCCCCAGGUCCAUGUGAGGCCUCAGGAGUGCACGUCCAGCCCCUACAUGGACCUCCACAGCAGCUACGGGAGCUCCUCUUCGACCCCGUUCUCCACGCCACGGCAGCCACAGCCCCCGCCCCUGUCCUUGCCCCCCUUCUCAGGGACACUCUCCUCCUACCGCAGCCCGCAAACCUCCAGGCGCCAGAACUCAGCCGGCGAGCUGAACUCUUCCUAUAGUGGGAAGGACCCUCUGUGGAGCCCCUCCUCCAUGUGUGGGAUGGCCACGCCCCCAUCAUCCAGAGGCAUGUCACCCAAUCUGGAGUUGUCACACAGCUCCUCCCACCUGCCCACCCGCUUCCACUGCACAUCAGGAGGAAAAGGCACCCCAGCCUCCAGCACUCCGGCCACCUCCUCUCCCCCUCCCACCCUGUCAGAUGACUUCCCCAUAAUCUCCUUACCCGCCAACACGGUCCAGUCCAGUCCACCCAGGAAGGACCGAAAACAAGGAGACAACAAACCCACCCUGGUGCGACAGGAACAAGUGAAGGAUUUAGAGAGGAGUGCAGAGAUCUCCACAAGCCAAGACGCAGCAGCAGAAAACGUCUCCAUGACUCUGAAUGAGCUAUCGGUUUUUAUGAAGAAACAAGAGAUGGAGCUCCAGCUUAAACCUGAGAAGGAGAAAGAGGAGGCUGCCAUCACCGAAGAACUACGGAAGCUGACAGAGGACAAACAGGAGCCGCUGGGCAUGAGGGGCUUCGACUCUCCAUUCUACCACACCACAGAGACUCUGACGGGCUACCAGGACAAAACCUUGUCCAACGCCCAAGCGGGGGGCUCCAGUCAGGACUCCCACCUCUCCAACUCCACCCCAGACAAGCUUGAUGCCGAUGGCAGUAUGGUGAACUCUGCCCUGGAGAACCGACCCCCGAACCUGGAGCAGUCCUGGCCCUUUCAGUCCGGCUUCACCCCCAUCCAGCACCACCUCCACCGCAGCCCCUCGGCCCCCGAUGACGACGCCACCAAAUACGGCAUGUUCUCCCCCAGCCCGUGCAGCAAGACCCCAACCGCCCCCGUCCCCUACGAGUCCUUCUUUGACCUGGCCCUGCCUCGCGCCGCCUCGCUGUUCGUGGGCAAGAAGACGUCCGAGGCGGUGCAUAAGGCGGCCAUUGAGCGGGUGCUGCAGAGGGAGGAGGGGCUGGAGGAUGGGGACGAGGAGGGGGUCAUGUCCGCCUCACCCCUGGAAGUGUUGGACCGACUGGUGCAGCAGGGAAGCGACGCUCACGAUAAAGUGCUCAAGAGAUUACCUUUGCCAAGUAAGUCAGCUGACUGGACACACUUUGGAGGAUCAGCUCCCUUGGACGAGCUGCACACAUUGCGCAGUCAGCUACUCUUGCUCCACAACCAGCUGCUGUACGAGCGCUACAAGAGAGAACAGCAUGCCGUCCGCAACCGCCGCCUUCUCCGGAGGAUCAUCAAUGCCACUGCACUGGAGGAGCAGAACAACGCUAUGAAGGACCAGCUGAACCUGCAGAGCGUAGACAUCUCCUCUCUCAGAGAGAGUCUCCAUGUGGAGCAGCAGAGAUACAGGCAGCUGUGGGACGACCGUGAGAAGGUGGUGACCCAGCUCCACAGCCAGAUCCGACAGCUACAGCAGGGCCGCGACGACUACUACACUAAGAACCAGGAGCUUCAGAGCAAACUGCAAGAGUGUCAAAAGAGGAUGGAUGAGCUGGAGGCGGAGCUUCAGAGGUCCAAUAACAAAGUCUGCCACACUGGGCAUCUCCUCAACCAAAUGACCAUCAAGCUGAGCACCAGUGAGAGCACCCAGCAGCAGAUGAGCUUCCUGAACAAGCAGCUGCUGCUCCUGGGGGAGGCCCAUAAGCUGGCCAGGCAGGAGUUACAGCACGCCGGCCCCGACAACACAAAGGAGGCCCAGAUGCUGGCAGCGUCCUGUGGCAGAGAGGUGGAGGCGCUGAGGCACAGUCUGCUGCAGCAGGGACAGAAGCUGGAGGCCGCCCAGCAGAGGGUGUCAGAGCUUGAGACGCUGCUCACCAAGAAGGAGCACCUUAUCGCAGAGCAGAAGAAGUUCUUAGAGGACGUCAAAGGACAAGCAAGGGCUGAGCUGCAGGCCUCAGACAGCAGGUACCAGGCUCAGAGGAGGAUCUCCCAGCUCCUUCAGACCGAACUACUACAGCUCUACAGCCGUGUGGAGAUGGACGUGCCCACCAGCACCUCCUCCAAGACAUCAGCAGAGGGCAGCGCAGUCAAACACACUCCAGCUGACUCCAGUGUUUUGGUGCCUGAUAGAGCAGGUCAGAGCCGCAGCCUGGAAAAGACCACUCCCCCACAUCCACACGACUCCCCGCGAGGCAAUGGCAGCACUUUACCCUGUACCACCACCACCAUCUCUUCCACUGCCCUGUCCAGCUCCAUGAACGGCAGCCAGGACCCCACGCUCCACCAGCUCCCCCCUCCCCCUCUACUGGUGGAGCCCUCGUCCCUGCCCUGUCCCCACGGCGACGCCCCUCUCACUGUCGGCUCCUACCCCAGCGCCAAGAGCUUCUUGGGUAUGAGGGCCCGCGAGCUCUUCCGCAACAAGAGUGAGAGCCAGUGUGACGACGACCAGAGCCCCCCUCCUCAACCCCGCCUCUCCGGCCUGGCCCACGCCCUCAAGACGGACAUGUGCGUGGAGCCCUCCCCCUGCCCUGGACAAACCCCCAGACCGAACGCACCCGCGGCCUCCGUCACUGUGCCCGCUAGAGAGCCCGCCAAAGAGCCCGCAUCGGAGCAGGCCCGGUCCAGAGCGGGGAGCCAGGAGAGCCCGCGGAGGAAGGCGGUGGGGGGACGCGGACACGGUGGUCGUCCCCGGCAACAGCAGCUAAAGAUCAUGGACUAUAACGAAACGCAUCAUGAGCACAGUUAAAACGUGACCGGGGGGUGCUAUUACCUGAUUUGGAUCACUACCUGAUUUGGCUAGUUUUUUGAAUUGCUAUAAUUUUGCACAAGUUGCUACGGUAACACUACUUAGUCCUAUGUUUUUUGUUUUUUGUUUUUCAUUUCAUUUUCACAGUCCUUAUAAUAUUUUUAUGUGGUUAACUUCUGAUUACAAUUAUGCUAUUUUGAUCAUUUUUAUUGCUUUUUUAUCUAAACUUACAAAAUAGUGAAACAUCAACAUUACUUUUACUGCAGUCAGCUAUGAACGUCUUAGCGCUAUAGCUGAUGAAGAAAAUUGUAAACAUUUUGAAGAUUACAAAUUGGGUAGGGAUCCAAAUCUGGCAAUGGCGGGGACAGUCUUUUUGGACAAAGAUGGCUACAAUUGAGCUAAAAGAGUAACGUCAGCAAUUCAGUGUUAUAUGUAUCAUUCCUGAAAGUGGACAACAGGAUUAAGAUUUUUUUCUUUUAUUUUUUGUCCAGUUUUACUCAUUCAUUCCCCCCAAAGAAUGUUAGAAAUUAUUACCAGUCAAAAAGCUAAAGCUAAGUGGAAGAAGUGGCUUGUUUGCUAAAGUUAGCCUAGCAUUAACUUGAAAUUCCAAAAUAAUUACAUAACAUUUUACUAUUCUGGGGAUAUUUACUUAUUUUUUUAUUUUUUAUCACAUUUCAAAUUGUUCUGUGCACAACGAUAUCCGGCUGCUUCCAAUCAGAGGGACAGUCAACGUGACCAUUUCCAGUAUAAUGUAAUGUCUAUGAGGUUUUUGGAAAACUUUGACGAAGGACACUUCUGUGUUUAUAAGGUAUGUCUUUGUGUGUUGGGACUAAUGCUAAUUUCAGGGCCUAAUAAAUAUUUAAAUAACGCCACUGACUGAAAUAAUGUACACCUAAAAAUAAUUGAGUCGUCCUUACAACAAAUUUAGUUUAGUUAUAUUACAUUUAACAUUCCAAAGUUAGCAUUACCCCUGAUGCAUAAAGAUGUACUUUUGUGAACAGAAGUGUCUUUCAGUGAAGUUUUCCCUUCAUUUUUAAAGUGUUUAACAUGUUGUCAGUAACAUCCACCCACAGCUCCCUGUCCACUGCCUGACCUGUCAGGAUUUAGGGAUUUUAGUGCGAAUUGGCAAAAACCUCAUGGACAUUACAUCGCACCAGAAAUGGUAAUGCUGACUGUCACUCUGAUUGGAACUAGUCGGCUACCGUUGUGCACAGAGACAAUUUGAAAAGCUAAUUUUCACAAAGCAAAAAGUAGCUAAAGCUAGUCUAGCAUAAACUUGAAGUCCAAUAUUUUAAUAUUCUGGGAAUAUUAACUGUUAUUUCGUCACAUUUCAAAUUACUGGAGUAGAAUAAUAUAUGCAAAGUAAAAAACAAAAGAACAUUUGUCAUUAUCACAUUAUAAGUAGCUGUUUAAUAAUUCUAAUUUAUUUGUCCUCAACAUAUUUUUCUUGCCUAUUUUUGAUAAAAAUCUACAUUAAAGAUUACAUUUUUAGCAUCUCCAUUUUUUUUAAACCUAAUCCCAAAAAUAUUGAUGAACUGUACAAAAUUGUAAUUUCACUUUUCCAUCGUUAACCAAAUCUAUUGUUUGUUGUUUAUUGCUAUGACAGUCAGAGCAUAUGCCUAAUUCUAAUCGACAGUACCAGGCAAACUUGAGCUACUUUGCAUGUAUUUACACAUCACACAUGUUGUCAUCCCCACACAAGCUUAUUUAAACCGUACAAGCCUUUCUUUUAAACGCUAUAUUUGUCUGAACAGAAUUACCUCCAAUUUGAAAAACACCAACCUGGAUCGCGCCGGAUUUAUUUAUUUAGAUUUAGCGCUAGGCUAGCAGACGGUAAGAUUUCUGCUUUCCUCUCCAAUAACAAAAGACACAGCCAGGUCCACCACUGAAUCAUUUAAAACCUGAAGAUUCUGGCAAACUGUGUGUUGAUGAUUUGGAAACAGGUUGUUCUCUGCAUUCCUACGUAAACGCGAAACUCGGCCACGGCAAAUACACAAACAACUUGAAGCAGCUUUUCAAAUGUUUGCUGUCAUUUCAUAGAAUUUACUUUGACAAAUGCAGACAAUUUGUAUUUUAAGAUUAUAGUUUAUGAAAAAGUACUUUGGGUUAUUUUCCUAGGCUUAAACAUUCCACAUAUUUUGAUUUGGAGUAGCUGCUAAUAUAUAUAUUUUUUUACUUUUAAAGUUGCACUAUGUAACUUAUUGCUUUCCCUAGAAUGUAUGAUAUUGAGCCUCUCUAUCUUGCCUUUAUCCAAUUACCUGUUGACCACAUCUGCUUGUCUCCAUGGAGAUGGCUGCAACUGUUAAUCGCAAUAAUUGUGAGUAGUUGACUAUAGGGAUGCACCGAUCCGAUACUAGUGUCGAUAUCAACUGCGAUCCGUAAAAAUUUGCAGGAUUGGGUUUCAAUUUCCAAAUCUGAGUACCACUGAUAUUUUGGUUGGACAUAUCAUUUGAGACAUUAAGACUUUAACUGGUGGUAGUUGGCACAUAAUGUUUGAACUUUUAUUGACACAAAGCUGUUCUGUGGUUACUUGGGAGAUAAAUACCAGCCACAUAGCACAAUGGGAUCAGUUUUUUCUUAUUUUAUUUUUGUUUAAAGGAAGUAGGCUGUUUUCACUCUCUGCACUGGUAUAGGUUGAUAGUGGGUAUAUGGGCAGAUACUUAAAGCUAAUAAAAAACAAAACAUCUGGAUUGGCGCAUCCCUAGUUGACUAUUAAAAUGAUUGUAAUUGUAUUUUAAUAACUGUAGUUGUUAUCUGGACUACACAGCCUCUAAGCACAUGCCAAAAGACCGUUUAAAACAAAGAAAUAGGUAUUAUUAUUAAAUUAAAUUCAAAUCAGUUCAGAUUUUUGACAGUAGUACACUUCAUAGAUAAAUAUUUAAUGUCUAGAAGCCUUCAGUCCGCUUAUUUCAACCUUUAUUUGAGUACAUAAACACAAAAUCUCAAAGUAAAUGGAAGUUGGUUGACUAAUUGGAAAAAAAGUUACUUGCAGCUUAAUGCCAUACUGUGCAACAUUCCAGGCAAAGCAAUAACAUCAUGGACACCCCUCAGAAAAGUGACAGUCUAGCUUUAAUAUCUGUGUAAACUAAAACUCUAAAAGAUAUUAUAAAAAAUGUUAUAUUUACUGUCCCUGUCCCAGCUAACUGGAACAAGCAGACAUUCAUUUGUUAAUAUUGUUUCCACAUUUUUGACUAAAUUAUGCUAAAAAUAACACUCUCCUAUGCUAGUCCGCAAAAAAAAAGCAAUAUCUCACUGCUAUUUACAUUUACUUUGCCAAAAGGGUGCUCGCAGCGGGCGCAUAUUCGGCUUGUUUUCGCAUUUAGCAGUCUAGCGCGUCUCCUAAGUGCCAUGCUAACCCAGACUUAAUUCAUUUUGCAUACAGAGAAAUAUUACCACACAUUCCCCGCAGGUCUAGUGUCUAACUCCAAAUCCUGUUGUCCACUGGGAACUCUUUCUGUCAUUUCUACCCCUGCCUUUCGCUAACUACAGCAUGUUCAACAAUCCACUUUAAAAUGCCAACCGUAGUAACUCGCAGCCAACCAGGACUGAAGGUACAAUCAGCACAAUGUAAAGGAGACAGACAGCAGAGCCAUGGUGGGAAGAUCUGGGACUACACACAGAAUAGAGCGUUCUUAAAAGCAGUGGCUUGUGUUUAACUGUGAACAAUAAAGAUCGUCUUCAAUGUUUUGCACUACA